CACAUUGGCUACAUCAUUAGAUAAACAAUUCAGUGACACGUGAUGCAAAAUAUAUAUAUAAAAACCUAGGCCGGACAAGCCUUUACAUCAGCUGUUCCACUCCAGUCCUGAAGGUGGCAGUAAUGGUCUCUAAAAAGCAACGAGUUUUUACUCGCAACAGCGCCGUCUGCUGGACCUAGUGAGUCACUGCCUUACCAUAUAGGGAAAGCAUACUCUUAUUUUUAAAGUCAGCAGAUUCCUUAUUAUGACUUUAUAUGAUCUUUUAUUUAUUUAAUAUGCAUUGAGUGUGAACCAAUCGGAUUUCAUUCUCGUUGCCCCACCCACUUCCUGAUACCUCAGCGAAUCAUGAAGCAGUAUUUAACAAGCAAAAUGAAAGUGAAAGUGAGAGAAAAUCGACAAAGGACAGCCCGUGGGUAAGGUCGGGUCCCGAACCAUGGUUCCAUCGUGUUAGAGGCAAUGACGUUAAGCACUCGACCAAAGACUCGUGUCCAUGGCAAUGAUAGAAUGGCGACCAACGCUCACCUCAAGACUGAUUUAUCAUAACUAAUUUGCAUAAAAGCUGGUAAAAUUACUGAGAAAUGAUGUCAAUGAACUGAAGGGGUCACCACAGGAGCUACCGGUCGGCCAAGGUCCACGGCACGGGAGCGUCACGAACCCCCUCGCCUAAAUUGAUCCCACAAUGCAUCGUUCUGAUAUGGAUAACAAGCAACAUGAGAACAUGUCGCUGCAGAGAAACUGACGUGACAUGUUGUAACCGUGGCGAAUUUACUUGCAGCUAGCUGGACACGCGUAGACAGCCACGUCAUGUUGAGCGGCGUUGGGACAGGCCUCCUUCCCCAACAUCUGCCCGUCUUCCGGCUGGGAUUCGUCUGCUUCAUCAAGGCUCUUCGCUGGAGGACAACUUCUCGUUUGGUGUCCACCUCCACCGGCCUCACGAUGGAGCAUGAGCCUCCUUCCAAACGCAAAAGGAGCGCUGAGAAGAAGAUUCUAAAAGAUGAGAGGACAAUCAAAGGAUUAGACGCCGGGAGGGAAUCCUGCUUGAGGGACACAAGUCCACCUGGGACGGAUUUAGAUUUUAACAGCACACACGUGACGAGGACUUUUAAGGACCAGAGCGAGAGCAAAGACGGAGGCUGCGUGCCGCAUCCACACCGCGGGUCGGAGGAGGAGUCACCCGGAGCUUCCUCGGAGGAAGCGGUCGCGGGGAGCCCUCCGCCCGAAAUUGAGGCGGUUGUCCGUCAUGCGCAAGGUUGGAAGUCGCUGCUGCCCAGACGCUGGGAGGCGUCGCCAGUCGGCGCCGCGCCCAGGUCGCCGCACGUGGGCGGCAGAAGGUUGGACUUCUCGGUGAUGUCGUACAACAUCCUAUCGCAGGAGCUGUUGCGGGCCAACGGCUACUUGUACUCAGGUUGCCCGCCCGCCGCCCUGAGCUGGCGGCACCGGCUUCACAACCUGCUGGCCGAGCUGCACCACUACGACGCUGACGUGCUGUGUCUUCAGGAAGUUCAGGAGGACCACUUUGAAAAUCAAAUCAGGCCCGCGCUACAUGCACAAGGUUACGAGUGCGUGUACAAGAAGCGUACGGGCAAGAACCCGGACGGUUGCGCCGUGGCCUUCAAGACUUCUCGCUUUUCCCUGCUCUCGUCCAAUCCCGUCGAGUACUUCCGGCCGGGCGAUGCCCUCUUGAACCGCGACAACGUGGGCUUGGUCCUCCUCCUGCGGCCGUCCGGCGCCGCCGCUGACGACUUUGUGUGUGUGGCCAACACGCACCUGCUGUACAACCCGCGGCGGGGCGACGUCAAGCUGGCUCAGCUGGCCAUCCUUCUGGCCGAGAUCGGCCGCUCGGCCCGCCUCUCGGACGGCGCCGCCCACCCGGUGCUUCUGUGCGGGGACUUCAACUCCACGCCGUGGAGUCCGCUUUUCGCCUUCCUCACCAACGGACGGCUCGACUACCGCCACCUUCCCGUCGGCACGGUGUCGGGUCAGGAGAACACUUCUCGGGGCCAGCGCCUGUUGGAGUGUCCCAUCUGGUCACCCGCUUUGGGCAUCAACCAGCGGUGCCAAUACGAGAGCGCCUCGGCCGCAUCCUCCUCAUCCGCCGCCGCUGAACAAGAAAGCUCCCAGCUGACGGCGAAAGAAGUCGCGCAACGAGCGGUCGCCGACAAGUCUCGUAAAAGGUGGCGUCUGGAGCACGGCGUGCCGUUGCGCUCGUGCUACCCACCUUACCUGGCGCCGGACGGGCGCGGCGCCGUCACCACCUGCCACUCGCGCUGCGCCAUGAUGGUGGACUACAUCCUGUACACGCCGUGCGAGUCGCUUCCCGGCGGGCGGGGCCUUCAGCUGCUGGGCAGGCUGUCACUGGUAGGCCAGCCCGAGUUGGACCGAGUGGACAGGCUGCCCAACGCGCGGCACUCGUCGGACCACUUGCCGCUGCUGGCUCGCUUCCGCUGGAUGGUGGGCGAGCGCUCGUGACGGCCACGUCCUGGACAUUUCGAUGAGCAGCCUUGAAGCAAGGCUUACAUUUGGAACAUUUUCCUGAUUUUUUUUUCAAUUUUGCUGUUUCUUUCAUGAAGCUCGCUCUUUGUCAUACUUGUCUUUGUUUAAGACGUUUAUAUUUAUUUUAACAUGUUCUUCCAUGUUUAAGGUUCUUACUGUAAUUUUGGGUGAUGUUAUAGCUGGUUGCCAUGUUUUUAUUUUUUUAUUGUUUUAUUUGCUAAUGUACUUAUAAGUAACAAUAGGCAUUGAUACAUAAAGACAUGGACAUUGGAAAAAAAGAACACAAAUAAAACAUUUCAACCAGAUA
Syngnathus typhle (broad-nosed pipefish) is the source of this 2800-nucleotide messenger RNA. It is a transcript of the gene angel2, whose product is annotated as angel homolog 2 (Drosophila). The coding region runs from base 805 to 2469 and encodes 554 amino acids. Gene Ontology annotation, molecular function: mRNA 3'-UTR binding; 3'-5'-RNA exonuclease activity. The record is from RefSeq and is a predicted model, not a curated record. Lineage: Eukaryota; Metazoa; Chordata; Actinopteri; Syngnathiformes; Syngnathidae. Gene Ontology annotation, biological process: 3'-UTR-mediated mRNA stabilization. The transcript has 9 exons.